UGAGUGACGUCGUUAAUUGCUGAUUGGAAGAAACGUUAACAGCUUAAUUGGUCUAAAGCUGCAACAGUUGAUUAAUUGAUUAGUCGAUCAUGUGAGUUAAACAGAAAACACCUCUAAUCAACUAAUAAUUCACGUCGUUUUUCAAAAAAUGUCGUGCGGGCUGUGGAAAGAGACCCUGGCUCUGGCAGAGGACUACCUGUCCCUGUGUUGCACAAGCCCACGGCCAGCCCCUCCACCUCCCAGCGAGUCAGCCGCUGCCUUGAGGCGCCUGGCCCAGGACAUGGAGACGCAGCACCAGGCUCGCUUCCACUCCCUCGCUCAGACCUUCCUGAGGCAGUGCGGGCCGGACCCCUGCUCCAGCCUCAGGAAGGUGAUGGAGGAGAUGGUGGGAGACGGACACUUGAACUGGGGGAGGGUUGUUUCCAUUUUCAUCUUUACCGGGGUGCUGGCCAGACAGCUGCUGGAGCAGAAGGGCAUGAGGCUGGGGCUGGACCCUGGGCAGGGGCAGGAACUGGGACAGGAGCCCGGAUACUGCAGGGGACUGGCGGAGACCAUAGCUGAUUACCUGGGAGAGGAGAAGAAAGACUGGCUGCUGGAGAAUGACGGAUGGGAGGGGCUCUGUAAAUUCUCCCGCAGUGCCAGAGAGGUGAAUCAGGACUCGUCCAUGAAGACAGCGCUGUUCGCUGUUGCUGGCGUGGGCCUCGCUGGACUCACCUUCCUCCUGGUGCGCUAGCUAGCCCUCCACAUCCCUAACACAUCCCUCAUCCAUGUUCUCAUUUCAUUUGGCACAAUUAAGUAGACAUUUGAAUUUCUAACAUCAAUGCUGCAAAACCAGGCGUAAUCUGUAGUGAAUUCAGGGCUGUAAUCUCAUCAACUGAAUGUUUGCGCGCACACAAAUACUGACAUUUUGUCACUUGCUCCUUAAGAUUGUAAAAAUGAUCUCAAUGCCUUCAGAAAUUUUGGAGUUAAGUGGCACCAGCUUGCAUAUCUUAGACAGUUUAAUUACUAAAGCACAGGUUUCUGCACAGAAUCAUCUUGCUCUCGAAAGUUUUGUAUUUUCAAGUGUGCAGCUAAAAGACUUCAUUUCAAUUUCCCCCACAGCUUUUGAUUUUGUCAGCUGCCUUUUUAUUCAUGUGUUUACCUGAGUUGUGUAUGUCGUAUAGAGCCAUUCUAGUGUACAAUGUAUAAAUUAAUAUAUUAUAUUUAUAUGAAAAACUGUAAGCAGUGGCCCUUUUUUCUAACUGAUCCACAGCUAAUUCAGUUGUUUCAUUGUUUUCAAGUCUGUCCUGCAUUAAUAUGAAAUGUCUGAUUUACAUGGAGCUGAAUAGAGCGUGACAACACAACGGUGCUAUGAUAUGUUGUGAAAUGUUUCUCAUAUCAAUCUAACAAACCAGGGACCAAUUUGUCUUCAAACAUAUUGCUAGUAGAACAAAUCGUUGCUAUGGCAUUUCCCCCUCCACAAAUCCCUUAUUUACAUUAUAUUUUUACAUUGUUUUGGUCUAUUUAUUUGUCACUGUUUUUUAUAAUAAAAUAAAAGCAAUUACGGAG
This is a messenger RNA of Sebastes umbrosus (honeycomb rockfish), 1548 nucleotides long. RefSeq names its product BCL2 like 10 (gene bcl2l10). NCBI's taxonomy places the organism in Eukaryota, Metazoa, Chordata, Actinopteri, Perciformes, Sebastidae. The record is from RefSeq and is a predicted model, not a curated record. Gene Ontology annotation, molecular function: protein homodimerization activity; protein heterodimerization activity. The coding region runs from base 149 to 733 and encodes 194 amino acids. Gene Ontology annotation, biological process: intrinsic apoptotic signaling pathway in response to DNA damage; extrinsic apoptotic signaling pathway in absence of ligand; regulation of apoptotic process. Gene Ontology annotation, cellular component: mitochondrial outer membrane. The transcript is spliced from 3 exons.